ACAAGGCCCCGCGGAUUUAGGUUAAAAGCCUGUAGCCCCCUUCCCCGGUAUUAUCCACACCUCCUUUCUCCCUCUUUCUCCCACGUACGCCAGCCAAAACCCCUUCUCCGCCCUCUUCUUCUCGCUCCUCGUCCUUCUUAGUCAGUUGAAACCCUAGAAAUUUCGAAAUCCUGGGAGGGGAAGGUUGCCCCUGUCGUCCAUGUCGGGCUCCACCAACCUGUGGGUUCUGCUGGGGCUGGGCCUCGCCGGGGUGCUCCUUGUCACGCGCAAGCUGCGGCGGGUGGUGAAGGUUGACCUCGGCGCCUUCGUAGAGCGGCUCGAGCUCCUCCCGCCGCCUCCCCCGCCCCCUCCCAAGGCCCCCCACCCCUUGACCGGCCUCACCUUCGCGGUCGCCGACAUAUUUGAUAUCUAUGGAUAUGUAGCUGGUUUUGGCACUCCAGAAUGGACAAGAACACAUGAUUGUGCAACACAAACCUCUCCAGUGGUUUUAGCACUUGUAGAGGGGGGCGCUACUUGUGUUGGAAAAACAGUCAUUGAUGAGAUGGCAUUUAGCAUAACUGGCGUUAACAAACAUUUUGAUACACCAACAAACCCUGCAGCUCCUGAAAGAAUCCCUGGGGGAUGCUCGAGCGGGUCAGCUGUAGCUGUUGCUGGCGGCAUAGUAGAUUUCUCCUUGGGGGUUGACACCAUUGGUGGAGUAAGGGUACCUGGUGGCUUUUGUGGUAUCUUAGGUUUCCGGCCUUCGCAUGCAGCUGUCUCUAACGUUGGUAUUAUUCCUGUUUCACCAAGCCUCGACACUGUAGGAUGGUUUGCAAAAGAUCCUAGUAUCCUGCGUCGUGUUGGUCAUAUACUGCUGCAACUUCCAUAUGCUGAUUCUCGCCAGCCUAGAAACAUUAUGAUUGCAGAUGAUUGUUUCGAAUUAUCAAAAAUACCAGCAAGCAGGUUGACUCAGGUGGUGAUAAAAUCUGUCGAGAAGCUACUUGGAAGGCAAGUCUUAAAGCAUGUAAAUCUUGGGAAUUAUUUGGCUUCUAAAGUAUGCAGCCUGAGAGAGCUUCAAAGUGGGAGUAAAAAUGGAGAAUCUAAACUUUCUUCAUUAGUAUCACUUGCAAAUGCCAUGCGAGUACUUUACACGCAUGAGUUUAAGGAUAAUCAUAUGGAGUGGAUCAACUCAGUUAAAUCCGCCCUUGAUUCCAACAUAUUGAGUAGUUUGUCGAGUGUUAGCAGUGAGCGUAUUGGCGUUUGCCAUUCUGCAAGAAAUGAAGCACGUUUAGCUCUCAAUGCUUUACUGAAGGAUGAUGGAAUUCUCGUCCUUCCUACUGUUUUAGGACUUCCCCCAAAGCUUAAUUCAAGAGAAAUCUCAUCCGAAGGCUACAACCUCCAUACAUUGUGUCUCACGGCUGCAGCUAGCAUGUCUGGCUGUUGCCAGGUGACUGUACCAUUAGGAUUAUAUGAAAAAUGUCCAGUGUCAGUUUCCUUUAUUGCAAGGAAUGGAGGAGAUCGUUUCUUACUAGAUACCAUCCAAACCAUGUACAGCACUCUUCAAGAACAAAUAGAUGUCGUUCAGAAAUCCAGUGUUUCGAGUACUAGUGCCAGCAAGGAAGAAUCUGCAGAAAUUGCUAAAGAGAAAGGAAACCUGGCUUAUAAAGAGAAACAGUGGCAAAAAGCAAUUAAUCUAUAUACUGAAGCAAUCAAACUAAAUGGAAAGAAUGCAACAUAUUACAGCAACCGAGCAGCUGCAUAUCUAGAGCUGGGGAGUUACCGUCAAGCUGAAGCAGAUUGCACCAGUGCAAUCAACCUUGAAAAGAAGAAUGUCAAAGCUUAUUUACGAAGGGGAACUGCACGUGAGAUGCUUGGUUAUUACAAAGAGGCAGUAGAAGAUUUCAAAUAUGCCCUUGUGCUAGAACCAACCAACAAGACUGCAAAUCUUGCUGUCAAUAGACUAAAUAAGUUAUUCCAGUAGGCACGUACGAAAAAGCAGUAAUACAUGAAAGCCAUGUCUUCCUAGCUCUCAAAGAUAUCGUCUUAGACAUUUGUGCAUCCGGCCCUAGAUGCGUGAUUUGGAGACAAAUGGUAGUGCACCAGAACAUCGUCUACGACAGAUCCUGGCCUCUCAGCGGUGUCACAAUAUAGUUAAAUCAGACACUCAAUUUGCUCCAUCAUCAACAAGCUUUAGUUUCUCCUUGUUUUGGAGGUGUCCUGAAAGUUUUGUUAGCACCUUGUGUUAGACGGUUGGUUUAAAUAUCGAUGCUUCAAUAUUGUUUUCUUUAUAGCUUUUACUAUUUUUGACGAUGUACAAUAAGAUGAUCAAUUUAUUUGUUGUGGGUCUCACGAAUUUGGUUUGUUUAAUAAAAUUUGCGAUCAGUUUGCAUUGAUCAAGCUGGCUUGUAGUUGGGUA
This is a messenger RNA of Ananas comosus (pineapple), 2395 nucleotides long. Its product is annotated as outer envelope protein 64, chloroplastic. The record is from RefSeq and is a predicted model, not a curated record. Bases 200 to 1960 code for a protein of 586 amino acids. The transcript is spliced from 13 exons. Gene Ontology annotation, molecular function: protein binding. NCBI's taxonomy places the organism in Eukaryota, Viridiplantae, Streptophyta, Magnoliopsida, Poales, Bromeliaceae.